CAAAAGAAUGGAGGUGGCGCUGAACUGGAGAAGUUGCAGGCGGAGCACGCUCGCUGCUCACAGCAGAUUCAGCAGAAGCAGCAGCAGCUUGAAACACUGAUGAAACAGCUUGAACAACAGGCCGAGGAAAUUCUCACCACAAAAAUUGAGGCACUGACAGCUUCACUGUGCGAGAAGGACGCCAAUCUGGCGCUGAUUCAAACGACCGGACCUCAAAACACCGCCUCCAACCAGGCUGUCCAAAAGCUUACCAACGAAAAGGAGACCAUUCAAACACAGCUGCGGCAACUUACCUUCGCACGUGAUGCCCUCGCGGAACAACGAAAAGCACAAUAG
Messenger RNA from Hydatigera taeniaeformis, 336 nucleotides. The record is from the annotation of a GenBank genome assembly. Lineage: Eukaryota; Metazoa; Platyhelminthes; Cestoda; Cyclophyllidea; Taeniidae.